GGGUGAGCAGAGCCAACCGCGGGGGCCGACAGUCGUGGGAGAGACGUCUGCGAGUCACAACAUGGAGAGCGGAGCGGGGGACGGGUAUGGCAAUAGAUCUUCAGGGGGCACGGCUGCAGGGAAGCGGAAGAAUGCGCGGCAGCUUGCCUUCGAUACUGUCGCGGAUGUGAUGAAGACGCAUUCGACAGUCGUGGCGGAGUCUGUAGAUCGUGCCAGCAAGUGUCAAUGCGAUGUGCUGCAACGGCAAUGCGACAUAAUGGAGAGGGAGGCGAGGACGCAGGAGAAACAGUGCGAGGUUUUGGUCACGCGCGUUCGAGACAGGUGGUCACAGCGGGGAUUCGCGUCUGCUCCUUGGUGGAUUGCAGUGCAGAUGGAGGUUGACGUGGCGCUGCGGGGGUGGGUUUUGGGUCGGUCCGUCAUCUUCUACGAGAUGCAGCACCGACGCGGGCUUGAUUACAGUAGGGAUUUCAGAUUUGAGAACGGUGUGUCCAGGCAUGAAGUGCGCCAUUACGAGAUCGACGUCGAUGGAGACACGUGUCUCCAUCUGAUGGUGGGCUUCGAAUUUGGCAGAAUUCUUCUGCGGCAGUUGGUGGUUUUCGCGCGAAAGGUGGGAACAGCCAUCCCCAACCGCUGGGCAGGAGGCGUCGACGUGUUGUCAGACAUCAUCGACCUGUUCAUCUCCUACGUGGCGACGGGGUACGCCGGCCGCCUCCAUGAGCCGGCGUUGUAUGUCGUGCAUGCAGAACCGCCAUUCUUCGAUCGAGACUAUCUCCACGGCGAAGUGCGGAUCAAGUCCGACGACUUCCACUGAACUCGGCGAUGGCGGUCGUGGUUUAAGCGACAGGAAACAAGUCCGUCGAACUCGCUUCAGGGCUUACUUACUCUUUCGUCUGACUGGAAGUGAGGAGAAAAAGAGAUUGAGAGAGAGAGACACACGGAGAGAGAGAGAGAGAGAGCUGUCUCUUAUACACAUCUAGAUGUGUAUAAGAGACAGGAGAGAGAGAGAGAGAGAGAGAGAGAGAGAGAGAGAGAGAGAGAGUUAGGUAGCGGACAGUCAAACCUUUCCCUGGGUCAUCCCCACGGAAGCAAUCAAUGUUGUUUCCGCCU
Messenger RNA from Chara braunii, 1107 nucleotides. Lineage: Eukaryota; Viridiplantae; Streptophyta; Charophyceae; Charales; Characeae. The record is from the annotation of a GenBank genome assembly.